CGGGUCCGUUCAUCAUUCUCCCUCCAUACGAGGCCUAACCUCGCGAUCCAUACGUUUCAGGAUAUUCCAGGAUAUUCUCUCUGAUGUCAUUUCGCGUACCAGUGGCUAUGCAGCUCACAGGAUCCUUAUUGUUCGUGUCGUCGCGUAAGACGCACGCGUGAUAAAAUGUUCGUAUAAAAAAAUUCUGCUCGCGGUUAUUUACGCCGAGUAGCCGGCUUGUUGUCAAAAAUGGCUGUCGCAUAAAAUCGGAAUCUGUGUGCAUCUCGAGUACUCCGUCCGUCGUGCAGAGUGAUUGAGUGUUUGUUAUUGACACUGUUGACAACAAGUGUUACCUCGGCAAGGGUAUGCCGCGCGUUAAGGCUUCUCCGAAGAAAUGUGUAAAAACGUCAAAUUCACACCCGGCUGCAAAUACAUGGGUGUUCCUUAUGAAAGGGGAUGGAUUAGACAGCAAAAAUGGAGGUCUUCCAGAUAUCGUAAAACUCAAGCAUCCUGCUUCGAAUCAACCGGCCAUGUUCGUUUUCAGUCCAGGAGAUUUGACGGUACAGGAGGUAUUAACCUUCGACGAAAACAAAAGAUCCUGGUUUGUGGACGAUUACGUAAAGUCAGAUGGAAAGAUGCAUCUGUCUACUCCGAUUGAUCCUAUAUUUUUAGUUCUGCCCUAUUUACAAAAGUCACAACAUGUUGCACCACUGGAGCAGAGUCUUCACGACGACGACUAUCCUGAAACAACUCGUUUGGCACGUUGCCAAAAUUUGAAAGUGUCUCUAAUUGCUGACCGAUAUGGGGAUGAAGAUUUGCUAGCUUUCAAGUAUAAUGAGGAUAAAACCCUAAGAUGGUUAAGAAGAAAGGUAGAAAGGGUAGCUGAAGUUUUACGACAAAAAAAGAUUCAUGUUUCACAAGGUGCUAUUAGUGCCACUUAUGUGAAAAGCAAUAAAUUUGAAGUAGGGACUGAAAUUGAAUAUUUAAAAUAUGCUCAUGGUAUAGUAUCGGAAUAUCUACCAGAGGAUUUGUCAAAGAAAUUGGCUCAAUGUUUAAAUUUACCCGAGGAAGGAGAAAACAAGAAAAGAAAGUUAAGUAACUCUAAGGAAGUAAGUGAAGAAAAACGACCCAAAAAGGAAACAUCUGAUGGAGAUAGUUUACCAAAAAAUAGGGUACUUGACUUGACAAAACCGGAGAAGCCACAAAAAGCUGCAACAACAUCCAAGAAAGAAUUAUCUAGGCAACGAGCUGCAGCUGGCAGUAAAAGUAUUACUAACUUCUUCAAGAAGAAAUGAAUUAGACCACAUCAUUGUUGUACUGACAACAUUUCAUUCCCGAAAACUAAGAAUCUUGAACAGUUGAAUCAACAAGUUUUAACAUAAUUUUAGAUGUUCCUUUGUGGAUAUAAAGUGAUAAAUAUUUAAGAGUGUACCUUAUACAAGGACAUCCAGUCAUGCUUUUUAAGUGAACACUAUAUAGCAAGAACUUUCUAGGAUACAAUGAUACGCCUUUGAGGUAUUGUCGCCUGAGAAAGUUAACUAGAUGACUGCGGAUUCUAUAUAGAAAUUACGUUUUUUUCGUAUAAAGAGUAUAUACAACA
Molecule: messenger RNA, 1579 nt
Organism: Orussus abietinus
Lineage: Eukaryota; Metazoa; Arthropoda; Insecta; Hymenoptera; Orussidae
Product: ribonuclease H2 subunit B
Exons: 5
Coding region: 345-1274 (309 amino acids)
Biological process (GO): ribonucleotide metabolic process; RNA catabolic process
Cellular component (GO): ribonuclease H2 complex; nucleoplasm
Source: RefSeq, a predicted model, not a curated record